Messenger RNA from Rhinolophus ferrumequinum (greater horseshoe bat), 2523 nucleotides. RefSeq names its product ring finger protein 225 (gene RNF225). Lineage: Eukaryota; Metazoa; Chordata; Mammalia; Chiroptera; Rhinolophidae. Gene Ontology annotation, biological process: protein ubiquitination. The record is from RefSeq and is a predicted model, not a curated record. The transcript is spliced from 2 exons. The coding region runs from base 248 to 1222 and encodes 324 amino acids. Gene Ontology annotation, molecular function: ubiquitin protein ligase activity.
CAGCUAGAGGGAGGAGGCACCAACAGGUCCCCUGUCUUGCCAUCUGUACACCCCCCACCAAGUCCAAUCCUGCCUCUACACCCCACCUUGGACACCCUCUACAACUACCCCAUCCAGUCUGCUCCUGCGCACUGCUCUACGUUGGGUAAUCCCCUCCAGAGUCCAGCCCAUGACUCUCCACAGACCCCCUGUAUCCUUCUGACUCCUCUUUCCCUACCUGACCACCUCUCCUGGCAGGUCCGUCCGGAUGCCCUGCCCUCGGCUGCCCUGGCUCCGCCCCCGGGCCCCUCAGGGCACGGGCCCCAGCUUCCCUGGCUCGCUCUCUGUGCCCCGCUCCCCCAGCGGGGGGACAGACGAGAAUGAGGACGAGGAAGAAGGGGACGGCAGCCAGGGCUUGGGCCCCAUUCUGCCCCCCGCGUCCCCCGUGGAGUGCCUCAUCUGUGUGUCACCCUUCGAUGGCGUGUUCAAGCUGCCUAAGCGCCUGAACUGCGGCCAUAUCUUCUGCCUCGAGUGCCUGGCUCGCCUGUCUCUGGCCACGGCGGGCGGCGGCGAUGCGGUGGCCUGCCCAGUGUGCCGAGCGCCCACACGCCUAACCCCGCGCGGGGGGCUGCCCGCACUGCCCACGCAACCCAGCCUGCUGCCCCCCGACGCGCGUGCACCCUCAGCGCGCCAGGGCUCUGUGCGCUUCGACCGGCGCCGUGGGCUGCUCUACCUGCGCCCACCGGCCGCAUCCGGGCCGCGCAAGGCCCGCAACGCGCGCCCUUCGGCCCCACCGCCGCUGCGCCUCGGCCGCCCACUGUCGCGCCGGCUGACGCUGAACAGCCCGACCUGGGCCUUCAACGCAGCAGUGGCAUUGGCCGUGCUGGUGGCCGCAGGCCUCGUUGUCUCCGGCGUCUACAUCUUCUUCCUCAUCCCGCAUGCCGCCUCCUCUGGCCCCGCACGGCCCCAGCUCGUGGCACUGGCCCCGGCGCCCGGCUUCUCCUGGUUCCCGCCACGGCCCAUGCUCGGGACACCCUGGACGCCGCACCCCACGGACGGUGACCUGGACCCCACCCUGCCAGGGACUGCGGAGGACACGCUGGAGCCCAAGGGGAGCCCCGAGGAUCCAGCAGAGGCCGAGGGGACGCUGGACAGGCCCUCGGAUGGCAUGUUGGGGACAGAGGGUGGCCCAGUCUGGGCCCCACAGGCACGGGGCAGGAGAAGGGUGUGGGGACCACAGUAAACUCAUCUGUGCUGCAGGCCCUGUCUUCAGGCCUGGGGACCUCUGCGUCAUGCUGGUGGGGCCCUGCCAGGACCACUUGCCAUGAUCCCCUGAGGCUUAGCAAGGCGCAAUAGCAGGCACCCAUUUCUCCGUAGGGAAGACUGGCAAGAUCAUCGCUAUGGGGAGAGGACCUCAGGAAGUAAUGCCUACUGUCAUUCUCACAGGGACGCUCUGGAAGCAUCCCAAUGCCAAUCUCCGGGUCAUCCAGCUGAGGGAGCCCUGACCCCAAAAUUGUAAAGGUUUUGCUGGGAGACGCUCCUAAAACUGGUUUCCAUGAGGGUCCAGUGGGAAUCUCCUAAUCCUCAUCCCUCAUGGGGAGGGCCUACUAGGGGCACCCCAGCCCUGACCCCCACAAAGGUCCUACCGAGUACACCCACAGGCAUUAUCAGAGCCCUGGGGGCGCAUCCUCAGCGGCACCAGGGGUUGAAGGCUCUGAAAACCCCUGCAGGUGGCUGGGGGCCCCCUAUCCUUAGAGGGCAAAGCUGCUGCUGCUGUUAUUUCCGAGCCAAGUCCCCUGACCGGGCCAUGUAGAGCCAAUAGCCCCCAGGACAUGGAAUUUGUUUUCUACUCUGCUGCCCGCAGGCUGGACCCUGGUGGGAUUCAGCUGUCUCCAUGCUGGUACUAGGUUGCCACCCUACACACCUGGCUGGGGCUUGGGCUUGGAGGGGCAGGGGUGGCCUGCCCAGGGCUGGGGAGGGACAGGUAGGGUUUGAGCCUCAAAGACUGGCUCCCACCUGGUUGUUGAGUACCAACUUGCCAUGGGAGCCUUGACUUCCCCUAUGGGUCCUGGCUUCUGGGAUCCUCCUGAUAAACUAUGGGACAGCUGUGGUCACAGGUUCAAAGAGGCCAAGGUUGUCCUCUGUCAUGUGAUUUGGGAGUUUGCUCCUGGACAUCCCUGGGCUGCCCAAGGGGUACUAGACCCUCUUACUAGCUGCUACAGCCCCUGUUAUUCCUGUCUCCACUCACUGAUUUCUCAGGACUAAUUACCUCCUCUCCGGGGCUCCCUCAGCAUUUCGUGGCAUCCCUGUUGUGCCCCCAGGUGAAGCCUCAGUCCUCUCUGUGGACAGCAGCCUCCAGGGAGAGCCGCUCUUGGGUUCCUGCCCUCUUCUCAGAAGCCUUCUCAGAAGCCUGGGUGAGGCCCAGCAGAGUAGACGGCAGCCACCCUCUGCACAAACUGAACAUGGAUCACCUCCCCUGUCCCCAGCCGUGGGACCCCCAUCCUGCCUCACUUCACCCAGGGUUGGGGUGCUGUGCAGCCAGUG